Molecule: messenger RNA, 1670 nt
Organism: Mercenaria mercenaria
Lineage: Eukaryota; Metazoa; Mollusca; Bivalvia; Venerida; Veneridae
Exons: 3
Coding region: 88-546 (152 amino acids)
Source: RefSeq, a predicted model, not a curated record
CUCAGGUGAGCGACUUAGGGCCAUCUUGGCCCUCUUGUCUUUAUUUCAGUAAAUGGAUGGGUUAAUUCUUUCUGGACCAAAGAUUCUAUGGCAACAUACAGGGAUAAACUGAAAUCUCCAACAAAAUGUUCAUGUUGUACCUCACAAUGUAUGUGCAAUACAAUGUUAUCAUUCCUGGUGUUUGGUAUCGUGUUCUUUAUUGCAAUGAUGGAUCCACAGGGCUUCCUAGAUAUGCUAGAAAAAUUUGCCUCUUUGACAAUUAACCUUGAGGUUGCACUCUUCAUCUUCUUGGUGUUUAUGAAGUCAAGGAAUAAGGAAAAUAGAAAUUUAAAGAUUCCACUUCCAAUGCCACCAUUUGUGUACUACUUGGUGUAUAUCAUACCUGUAUAUUUUGGUUUUGCUGUGGGGUAUGAUAUUUACAACACUAUACGAGACAUUGUUAUAGAACAGACUGGAUCCUCACAGGGCAAGGUCAUCACCCAGGGAAUUACUGGCAUAGCCAAAAAUAUCACUGGAGUCGUGAAAACUCAACAGAACAUACGCUGAUUAACUCAACAAUGACUUCUUUAAUUAGUACAGAAUUAACAACAUUGUCUACUACUUCUCUAUUGCUAAGGUGAUAUUUGCUCAAAAUAUUUCAAGUACAGUGCCUUUAUUAUAGUAUUUGAUAUGGAAAAUUAUUAUAGUAUUUAUUAUAGAAAUUGCUAUGGUGUAAGUUGACUGUUUGAUUUACUUUUUCCGUACUUUGUUUCUAUUUAAAGAAAGGACAAUUAUAUUUCUAUUAUACAUCCUUUGAAAGAUUUCAUAUCUAAAUAUGUAUUAGAACUUCUUAAAACUUCCAAAAUAUCUUGAAUAGAUUUGAUUACUUUUACAAAUACGAAUUUGAUAAGCACUUUCUAAUAUAUACUUUAGUAAUAUAUCUAUAGAAAAUAACUUUUAUGUAUACCACAGUUUAUAGCAUUAUAGCAACAUUUCCAUUAAAAAUGGAAACAAUGGUACUUGAUGUACGUGUACUUAUUUUGUACAAUAAAAUGAAUACUCUCUUAAGAAAAAAACACUGUUAGAGAUUAAGUGGAUCAAACUGUAAGUUUGAGCUAUGUUAUGUUUGUGACAGUUUAUGUUAUGUGUUAUAUAGAUCUAUAUUUAACAGAGAACCUCGUUUUGACUUUUUUUAUGCCUAUCCUAUGAAUAGGUAGACAUAUUGUAUUAAUAAGAAUAGGCAGACAUAUUGUAUUAAUAGUUUCUUUUCUUUUCUUUUUUGUUAAAUGGUAUAUCCUUUAACACUCGGUUUGAAUGAAUUGAAAUUUUACACAAUUAUUGACUUUUGGUGAUCUGACAUUUAGUGCACAUGUUCCAUAAUUCUACUUUACUGUUUUAAUAGUCCUUUUCAUCGUCAUUUUUGAUUAUUUUUUCUAUGUAAACUAUUGUUUGUGACUCCUAUUUAAGCUAAAACUUUGUCUCUUUAGCUUUCGUUUGUUCAUGUCAUUUUGUUCAUUCAUUUUGAUAGUAGCUGUCAUCUGACAGCUAAUGUUUAAAUAAACAUUGAUUUGGUAAAUGGGGAAAAUAGGUUUUAGCCAAGAAAGCUACAUAGUCACAAAGGAAAGAAAUGCUCAAGAAAAUAACCAUGUUUACAUUGUUCAUUAUAGUAUAGACAUUAAAUUAAUCAUGAC